AUGGAGAUAACCGACGUCCAGGCGCUGCUUUACGAGCUGCGCCAGUUCAGAGAUGAGUAUAGGGAGGAUAGGGCCGCUGAUAGAAGGCUUAGCGAAAUCCUCACCGAAUCUUUGACCAAAGUUAACCUGAGGCUGGAUGAAAGUGACAAAAGGUAUGAACAGCUUCAAGCGCGGGUGGAUAGUCUCGAACAGCAGAUGAAGUUGCAGGCGAAAGCACGGCCUUUUGUAGCGAGCGAUGUCGAGCAGUCUCUCAAAGAAUCGAUUGCUAACCUGAAGGCUGAGCUAAACGAGCGAGAUCAGGACCUACUGCUCAAUGAUGUGGAGAUGACAUGCAUAGUGGAACAGCCAGGGGAGAGUCUACAACAUAUCGCGAUAACGCUGGCAGAUAAGCUGGGUGUGAAGCUGAAGAGCGAGGAUCUGGUGAGCGUGUCCUGUGUCGGGCCUCUGGUCGCGCGGUCUGGUGCGGCGGCGGCGGUGCCGGCGGGCGGGCAGGGUCCGCGGCCGGUCGUCGUGCGGCUGGCCCGCCGGGCGCUUCGCGACGAGCUCAUUCGGGCGGCGCGCGUGCGCCGCGGCGCUACGACUGAGGGCACUGGACUCCCUGGGCCUGCCCGCCGAUUCUUCAUCAAUGAACGGCUGACAAAAGUCAACCGUCACCUAUUUCGUCGAGCUCGUGAACUUGCCACGCAAUACAAGUGGCGCUUUGCCUGGACAAGAGAGGGCCGUAUCUACGUUCGGCAACACCAGGCACCGGACUCGCCUCGCAUCCGUAUUCGCAAUGAUCAGGACCUUAAUGGUGUUUUUGGACUGGGCGUCGUCGUUUGUUCUACUGGUCAAUAA
Molecule: messenger RNA, 837 nt
Organism: Amyelois transitella
Lineage: Eukaryota; Metazoa; Arthropoda; Insecta; Lepidoptera; Pyralidae
Exons: 1
Coding region: 1-837 (278 amino acids)
Source: RefSeq, a predicted model, not a curated record